AUGAAUUGUCUUACUUCCAUGCGUCUCUGUGCAAGACGCAUCUCAAUUACCCCUCUCACUCGACUCCCCAAUCUGCACGCACCCGCAUUCCCGCUCACACGCUCAUUCCCGAGAAUGGCAUCCAGCGCGUUUCAGUUCGCCGAGGGCGAGGAUGCGCAGCAACUUGCCCGAGAUGCCGAUGCUUUAUUACAGCAGGGCUGGGCGCAGGAUGGAGACGGGAUGGGGGUCACGAAAACGUUUCAUUUUAAGAGCUAUUUUAAGGCUGUGGCAUUUGUUAAUAUGAUUGCAGCCGAGAGUGCAUCCAAGAAACAUCAUCCCACCAUGACAGUGCGGAUUGGCUCGGUCGAUGUGCACUGGACAACCCAUCGCCCACGAGGAUUCACUCAAAAGGAUGUUACAAUGGCACAACAUUGUGAUCGAGGUGCUGAUCUGAUGGGUGCUGUUGAUCCAGGCCAAGGACUGAAAUGUGGACCAACUAUCUAA
Penicillium crustosum is the source of this 483-nucleotide messenger RNA. RefSeq names its product 4a-hydroxytetrahydrobiopterin dehydratase. The transcript is spliced from 3 exons. Gene Ontology annotation, biological process: tetrahydrobiopterin biosynthetic process. The record is from RefSeq and is a predicted model, not a curated record. Lineage: Eukaryota; Fungi; Ascomycota; Eurotiomycetes; Eurotiales; Aspergillaceae. Gene Ontology annotation, molecular function: 4-alpha-hydroxytetrahydrobiopterin dehydratase activity. Bases 1 to 483 code for a protein of 160 amino acids.